AUUGGCUAAUUUUUACGGCCACCCUAAUUUGAUUAUAAGUAAAGGUAAAAAAUCAACAAAGUAUGAAAAGCCAAACUUGGGCCAAUUAACUGUUAGAAGAAGUUGAACCAUGGCACAGGCCCAAGUCGCUACAGCUACACCUCUGAAUAAUACACCAAUGGCUAAUACCAAUGGAGUUACUGUGUCAAUGCUCGGGGAAAACAGCUGGAGCGAAUUCUCAAUAGAGGUGCCCUGGGGCACGGUGGAGGGUAAGUGGUGGGGAUCGCGCAAUCGACAGCCUAUACUGGCGCUACAUGGCUGGCAGGAUAAUUGCGGCUCCUUUGACAGGCUUUGUCCGCUGCUACCAGCAGACUGUUCGGUGCUGGCCAUUGAUUUGCCUGGACAUGGACACUCCACUCCAUAUCCGCAGGGCAUGCAGUAUUUCAUCUUCUGGGAUGGCAUUUGCUUGAUACGCCGCAUAGUUCGAAAAUACAACUGGAAGAAUGUUACGCUGAUGGGUCAUUCCCUUGGCGGUGCAUUGACAUUCAUGUAUGCAGCCAGCUUUCCGGACGAAGUACACAAACUCAUCAACAUUGACAUUGCUGGACCAACAGUUCGUAGCGUAAAUCGAAUGGCUCAAGGUACGGGCAAAGCAUUGGACAAGUUCUUGGAUUAUGAAGUAUUGCCAGAGAGCAAGCUGCCCUGUUAUAAGUAUGAUGAAAUGAUCCAACUGGUGCUAGAUGCAUACGACGGCUCCGUCGACGAACCGUCUGUGCAUGUGCUAAUGAAACGCGGCAUGCGUCCCAACAAAGAUGGUUAUCUCUUUGCACGUGAUCUGCGCCUGAAGGUGAGCAUGUUGGGCAUGUUUACGUCGGAGCAAACGCUGGCCUAUGCACGCCAAAUACGCUGCAAGGUGCUCAACAUACGCGGCAUGCCUGGCAUGAAAUUCGAAUUGACCGACUUCUACAAGGAGGUGAUCGAUACGCUGAAGGAGCAUGCAGGACAUGUCGAAUACGUGGAGGUGCCUGGCACGCAUCAUUUGCAUCUAGUAACGCCGGAUCGUGUGGCGCCACACAUAACAAAGUUUCUAAUGAACAAAUAGUUUUGUAAAUUUUAAAUUCAAUUUAUAUAUGUUUAGUUGUCUGCUUAAUUAAGUGCGAGGCUUAUUUUAGUUAAAUUUGUAAGUAAAUGCUGCGAGUAUUAAAUUGUUUACCGCUACUGGGCUAAAUUAAAAGCGUUGUUAUUGACAGCGCCUGUUGCUUAGCAACAGAUACAACA
Messenger RNA from Drosophila busckii, 1257 nucleotides. It is a transcript of the gene kraken, whose product is annotated as probable serine hydrolase. The transcript is spliced from 3 exons. Lineage: Eukaryota; Metazoa; Arthropoda; Insecta; Diptera; Drosophilidae. The record is from RefSeq and is a predicted model, not a curated record. Bases 110 to 1081 code for a protein of 323 amino acids.